Pseudogymnoascus destructans is the source of this 3427-nucleotide messenger RNA. RefSeq lists its product as uncharacterized. Lineage: Eukaryota; Fungi; Ascomycota; Leotiomycetes; Thelebolales; Thelebolaceae. Bases 1208 to 2971 code for a protein of 587 amino acids. The record is from RefSeq and is a predicted model, not a curated record. The transcript has 2 exons.
CGAUAUCGAGCCGAUUUCAACUCGCUUUUGAUAUUGCGUGCUUAUACGGAAUCUACUUUAUAGCCCUUGUGCCUGUGCCUGCCUGCCUGCCAUAUUCCAUGUUUUACGCAGCCUUUCGUUUUUCCCCUUCCUUCUUGUUGAUCCCCUUGGAUCCCCUAGGACCCUAGGACCCUAGGAUGCAACUCAUCACUCUAGACUAGACACGCCAUCCUUCGGCAUGCGCAUGCUUAUGAAUAGUGCAAUAAUACUCCGUACAUGAGCAGGAGGAUAUAUAGUACAUACAGACCACAUACUGACCAUAUAAUAGACCACACACAGUAUCCCUCAGUAUAGUACACACUACACUCUCGGAAAGUCUUUCCGAUUGAGCGACGCCUCAUUACUACAUUGGGGGCACUCUUCGUCAUGCGCUUCAACGUGGCCCAACCCCAGCGAAUCCUCAUCUCUUAACAUCUCCCCUCGCAAUAACAGGCCAGUACACGCUCUGAAAGACAACAAAUCCCACCCACAGUCGACACAGCUCUCCCCUCUCAAUUUUCUAAAUUGGGUAUCAUUUAUCACCUGACUUACCCGGACCCGAGAAUGUGGUUGAGACUAGGAUAGAAACGCUGUUCAGCGGCUGGAGGUUUCUCCAAGACCUCGCAUGUCUCGUCCAUUCAGUGCUCUUUACUCGCCAGAAUCGCCAUCUACACCACUUACACCAAGACCAACACACGUAUGCUUCAUGCACAGUAUCCCAGCUUAGCCUAUGACGAGAUAGUAUCUGCACUCUGCAUACUUUCGCAGUUUCGAAAAAUUCCUUUGAGUGGUUCUCCUGCUGUCGGCCGUACUACUACUACUGUGCAUCAGAAAUUCAAACGACCCCUCUUCGCCCCUUCGCAACUACCACAACCACAACCACCCCCUUCUCCACACGAUCUGCUGCAAAACGGACGAACGGUAAACACCAGACACACACGCCUUACACGCCUUCAGGUUUCUUCUGCCCUCUCAUGCACUCGUUCUAUCCUCUCUGCCCUGUGCUGCCACACUCACGAGGGUGAGGGUUGCCACUAGAGUCAGAUUGGCAAAGUUAGCAGCUCGGCAAGUAUGACCUUCGAGGGUCCUGUCGCUCAAUUCUUGGUUACCUGUCUGAGAUGACCUGGUCUCCUGGUAUUGAAAUUGAAUUUUCCCCAGCUUUGGCAAAAUCCAUAAUUUAUUACACGUUAUGGCUCCUCGGGGGCAGAUUGGCAUUCUAGACCUUCCUGACGAGGUUCUCCUAGUAAUCCUUCGUGCCGUCGACACCGAUCCCGGGCCCAUCAAUAUUGACCAUCGCGCGUGGAUGAGUGUCGUGAGCUUUAAAUUCGAGAGUCAGCUGCCGCGCGAGCCCGAGGUGGUAGGCAACUUCCGCUUCACCUGCAGACGCUUCUCCGAGGUUGGAUUGCAGCAUCAGUUUAAGACCCUGGCCACGCGCUUCAACGAGGCAGGCCUCAAUAGACUGAGAAAUAUAGCCCGCUACCCACAUCUCGCCACGGCGGUCAAGAAAUUCACGUACCUGGUGCCCAGGCUGUUCUUCAACGAUCAGGCGCACAUUGAGCGCAUCAGCGAGGCCAUCGCGAAUGGCAAGAGAGUCCCCGACCAGCUCAUCGCGCAGGCGAAGGAGCAGGUCAGCAUCGUCGAGUCAAAGAUCGACCGGGAGACCCUGGACGGCGCCUUCGCCGCUUUCACUUCGCUGCAGCAUGUGUCGCUGCUGAGCCUGCAAAACCAAAUCGACACCCAGUUCAUCGCUUUUAUGCAGAAUAAUGUAUUCGAGGCGGUCCUGCAGCCCAGUCGCACUGCAGCCUACCUCCAUGGCGUGAAAACGCUAGGCAGCGCCCUGCUCUCCUCCCAAUCACCUGCUAGCCGACUGUCGUUCCCCAUGAUAGACGCCCAGACCGCCAUCUCGCUGCGGAGCAUCCCCAGCGCACGGGUGCAGAGCAUAUCGUCUCGCCUCGAGUGCAUAUUGGCGCGAUUUGUGGACCCGGAUGAGUUCCAGGCCAGCUUCGGUCAACUGUCGGGCGUUAUUGAAUCGAUUCUUACUUGUGCUACGAAUCUCGUGACUCUUCAUAUAGGAUUUCCUAGGGGAAGACCAGCAUCGAUUCCACUUGGGGAGGUAUUUCAGAAUGAAAAUCUCACGAGACUGCGUGUUAUCUCGCUCGAGUCAUGGAGACUCGAUGCGGUCGAAAUUAUCGACCUUGUCCGACGACACCGGAACAUGCUAGGCGGAUUGCGACUUCGCGGCGUACUACUGAAACCCGGGAGCCGCUGGCGCGAUGUCCUCAUAUUCCUGCGGCAGGAAGCAAAACUCACAUGGUUGAGUCUCUCGGAUGCGGAUUACGCAGCCAACUUUGAUUUAAGAGCACCAACCGGAUUUGAUAUUACGGAUAGAGACUCGACGUGGAGCAAUGUCGAAGACGACUUCGACGAGGCAGACAUGGACUACGACCAAACCUCCGGCUCCGACGCAUCCGCCGAAGCCAGCGAGCAGGAAGACCACAACGAGGUCACCACAGACGUCGACAGCACCCUGGACGGCCCAUGCAUAGAACCCACAGACACGGAGCACGAAUACGACCUAGAAAACGGCGUCCACGACUCCUCCGACCUUCCCAGCACAGACGACGCCCACGACAUGUGGGAUAGCAUUAGCCAGCGCAGCGAGCACCAUGCACCCUCAAUCGACAACGAGGCCGACACAAACGGGCACAUCAGCGGCGACGAAAACGACUUCCCUGACCCGCCGCCGCACGUCGCAACGCCCAUCCCGUUAUCCUUGUGUACGUGUCCCACAUUGAAGGAGCUUGAUGAGGAGGAGGGCAUAGAUGGGCCGACGACGCGCGUGACGGCGAAGCAGAGAGCGGUGUGGGAGGAGUGGGUGUUGAGGAGGUGUUUGAAGCAUGGGACGUCGGAGAUUGUGGUGGAGAGUGAGAAGGUGAGGGGGUCGAGCGCUUGAGCUGCGAUGUAGUAGUUGAGUGUGCGGCUCUGAGGUUAUUAUACGUUUAAGCUUUUGGUCGGCAUAUAGAUGUGGCCGAGGCGGGUUGGUGGUAGGGGGUUCGUGGGGAGAAUUUUUCUUCAUGAGCGGGUGAAGGGCAAUUUGAUCUCAUAUAGGAGGUCGGUUUUGGGCUUUCACUGCGAGAUGGCGGAUAGGGAGGUUAUUGGGGAAUGAUUCAACAUGGGGAUUUAGAGGGGAGAUGUUGGAUCUAGACAGGCAGGUCGUGACGCUGGCGGCUUACGUCUAUUUAUAUUGCUCCGUGUAAUUAAGGGGAAAAAGUUAUUGGUGUCUUUACAUCUUGCGUGAUCGCUUCUAUGGCUAGCCAGCCAUCCUGAUUAGGUCUUUGAGUAAUCCGGCAGAUACUCUGUAUAGGACUAGUCAUUCAUGGCGUCUCGAUGCAAGUUACAUAUAUAUACC